AUGAGUUUUAAUAAAACUACUCUUUUCUUACUGUUUAAAAAAAUAAAAAUUAAUAUAACCCCCACCACUUUAUUUAUUAUUUUUUUUACGUAUUCUUACUAUUAUUGUGGGUUUUUACAAUCUUUCAAUUAUAUAAUAUAUAAAAUUUAUUUAAAUAAAAAUAAAUAA
Molecule: messenger RNA, 168 nt
Organism: Dictyostelium discoideum AX4
Lineage: Eukaryota; Evosea; Eumycetozoa; Dictyosteliales; Dictyosteliaceae
Exons: 3
Coding region: 1-168 (55 amino acids)
Source: RefSeq, a predicted model, not a curated record